GCGUGCCCAACAGAGCAGUACCAGAGAAGUUCGCUGAAAGCUUCUUGCAAGUGUCUGGUGGAAUCGCCGGCGCUUAGCCCGCAGCAGCUCCUUGGGCUGGCUCUUUGAGCGUUCAGUCUUUCGUAUUCUUAUUUGGCUGUUUGAUAAGUCCGAGUUUAACUCCGGGUCGUCGUUUGAGGAAGGACUGACUGCCUGCUUGCCUGCCUUCCUGAGCUGUCCCCCUGUUUUCGCUCAGUCGACUGCGGCCACCCCGUUGGGAAUGGCAUUGCCUGUUUGAGCUUCUGGAAAGAGCUCUCCUGGUUCCCCUCUUGUUCUUCUCCUGGCCCCAGUAUUUUCCAUCCUUGCUCGAGGCGGAAAAUAAAUGAUCUCAACUUGACUGUGGAAUGGAGACAGCUGGCACCCAUAAGAACCUGAAGGAUCCUUGGGAGCUCAAGCACAAACUGGACGUGCACGCAGCCGAAUAGGAGAGUGGGACCAGCUUGCUUCUGGUGCGACCGGCUUCUGUCUCCGGCUCCUUUCGAAACAGCCUGGAUCGAGCUGAAUCGUCUUCCGCGUUCUGUGCAGUUGAGGAGCGGAAUCGCAGCAGGUAUUUCCUAUGGCUGGGAUAUACAGCUCUACUCUGAAGACCCUGGAAGAUUUAACCUUGGACUCCGGGUAUGGGGCAGGGGACUCCUGCAGGUCCCUUAGCCUCUCUUCUUCCAAGUCCAACUCCCAAGCCUUCACAUCCUCUCAGCACAGGGGCAACUGGUGGUACUAUUCAGGCUCCAUGAACAGUCGGAAUAACAGCUGGGAUACGGUGAACACUGUCCUGCCGGAGGAUCCCGAAGUUGCGGACAUCUUUUCGAGAUGUGCCAAACUGCCUGAUCUAGAGGAAUUCCCUUGGACUGAUGAGGACAUUGGGAAGAUCCUCAGAAAGGGGAAAGGGGGAGGAGGGAACAAGAGAAACUUUACCCAAGACGCGGUGAGGAGGUUGUCUGUGUUACUCAGGCGGCCGUUGAUCCGGAUUUCUCGGGAGGCACAGCGUCUGAGCGUGAUGCAUUCCAAAUGCACCAGAUUUGAGAUCCAAAGUGCUAUCAAGCUGAUCCAGAGCUGGUCGUUAUCCGAAAGCUGCGUCUUGGCAACAGUCAAGGCCCUGUCUCUGUACAGCAUGAGUGCUGGCGACGGCCUGAGGAAGGGCAAAUCCGCCCGGUGCGGCCUCACCUUUUCGGUCGGGACGUUUUUCAGAUGGAUGGUAGAUACCAGGAUCUCCGUUAGGAUUCACGAGUAUGCGGCCAUCUCUUUAACAUCCUGCAUGGAAAACCUGGUGGAGGAGAUCAAGGCCAGGGUUCUAGCGAGCCAUAGCCCAGACGGGGGCGGAGGGGGUGGGGAGAUCUCCGCCGAAGCCCUAGAGAUGGUCAUCAACAAUGAUGCUGAGCUCUGGGGAGUACUGCAGCCCUAUGAGCAUCUCAUCUGUGGGAAGAACGCCAAUGGUGUACUUUCUCUUCCGGCAUACUUUAGUUCGUACAAUGAUGGAUCCAUCUGCACCAAUGGAAGAGCCGAUGCUUAUGCACAGCUAGAACUUCGAACUUUAGAACAGUCUCUCCUGGCAACUUGUGUUGGAAGCAUCUCUGAACUGAGUGACUUGGUAUCACGAGCAAUGCAUCAUAUGCAGUAUUUGAAUACCCUCCGCCCUGGCAUGAGCCCUGUUCGACAAACCAGGCAACAGCAACAACCCAUCACUUGGUCCCCUGAUGCCCUCCAUACCCUGUACUAUUUUUUACGUUGUCCUCAGAUGGAAUCUAUGGAAAACCCCAACCUGGAUCCACCGAGGAUGGCUCUGAAUAAUGAACGGCCCUUCAUGCUUCUGCCACCACUGAUGGAAUGGAUGCGAGUAGCUAUCACCUAUGCUGAGCACCGGCGAAGCUUAACAGUGGACAGCGAUGACAUCAGGCAGACAGCCAGGCUGCUCUUACCUGGACUGGAUUGUGAACCCCGGCAGCUAAAGCCUGAGUGCUGCUUUAGUUCCUUUCGGAGGAUGGAUGCUAAGGCUGCCACUGAAAAAUUCCAGCAGGACCUGGGGUUUCGAAUGCUGAACUGCGGAAGGACAGAUUUGAUCAACCAAGCGAUCGAAGCAUUGGGACAUGAAGGGGUUAAUACAAUGGAUGAUCAGGGUAUGACUCCACUCAUGUAUGCUUGUGCUGGUGGGGAUGAAGCCAUGGUUCAGAUGCUGAUCGAUGCUGGAGCAAAUCUAGAUCUACCAGUCCCUGGUAGUUCUUCCCGAUACCCAUCAGUUCAUCCUGAUAGCCGGCACUGGACUGCACUCACCUUUGCUGUGUUACAUGGACAUAUCUCUGUAGUUCAGUUGCUCCUAGAUGCCGGAGCUCACGUUGAAGGUUCUGCUGUCAAUAGUGGAGAAGACAACUAUGCUGAGACCCCACUACAGCUGGCUUCGGCAGCAGGCAACUAUGAGCUGGUCAGCUUGCUACUGAGCAGGGGAGCUGAUCCUCUCCUGAGUAUGCUGGAGGCUAAUGGGAUGUCCUCAUCACUCCAUGAAGACAUGAAUUGCUUUAGCCAUGCUGCUGCACAUGGACAUAGAAAUGUCCUACGCAAACUCCUGACCCAACCACAGCAGUCAAAAGCAGAUGUUCUCUCACUGGAAGAAAUUUUAGCAGAGGGAGUGGAAAGUGACACCUCCAGCCAGGGAAGCUCCAAUGAGGGCCAGGUUAAGCUCUGUAAAGCCAGGAUGAAGGCUUUGCAGGAGGCCAUGUAUUACAGCGCUGAGCAUGGUUAUGUUGACAUCACCAUGGAACUCCGGGCACUUGGAGUCCCAUGGAAACUCCACGUGUGGAUUGAAUCACUCCGGACAACUUUUUAUCAGUCUCGUUAUUCAGUGGUACAGAAUCUCUUACGGGAAUUUGUCACCAUUAAGGAAGAAGAUUACAAUGAAGAGCUGGUUAAUGAUGGACUGCAGCUAAUGUUUGAUAUUCUCAGAACCAGCAAAAACGAGUCUAUCAACCAGCAGCUUGCAGCUAUCUUUGCUCACUGCUAUGGAAGUAGCCCCAUCCCGAGCAUUCCUGAAAUCAGAAAGACACUCCCAGCCCGGCUAGAUCCUCACUUUUUAAAUAACAAAGAUAUGUCAGAUGUUACUUUUCUAGUGGAAGGAAAGCUGUUUUAUGCACAUAAAGUUCUCUUGGUUACUGCUUCAAACAGAUUUAAGAUUCUGAUGACCAAUAAAACAGAACAAGACAGCCAAGGCAGCAAGAUGGUAGAAAUUAGUGAUAUGAAAUAUAGUAUCUUCAAGAUGCUGAUGCACUAUUUAUAUUAUGGAGGAACAGAAUCUAUGGAAAUUCCUACUGCUGAUAUCCUGGAGUUACUCUCAGCUGCCAGCUUGUUCCAACUGGAUGGCCUCCAACGACACUGUGAAAUACUUUGUGCUCAGACCAUCAGUGCUGAAAGCUGCGUCAACGUCUAUAAAUAUGCCAAGAUUCACAAUGCAGCAGAGCUGGCCUCCUUUUGCGAGGGCUUCUUCCUUAAGCACAUGAAUGCCCUGCUGGAACAGGAGCCUUUCAAACAACUCAUCUACAGCAGGAACAGUAAAGUUCAGGGACUAGAUCCCCUGCAGGACCUUCAGUCCACCCUGGCCAGCCGACUUCAUUCUAUUUACAUCACCUCAAGAGUGUGAUUGCCAAGUCCAUUCGCCCUGCUGGGCAAAGCUAGGAACUGCAGUCACAGCACCUGCUCAUCUAAGUGCACUGGGAGGAGACCUUACACAACUGUGGCUUCCCUGUCUGGCUCAUGGAGACACAAGCUUAUGUUGAAAGCUCCCCCGCACCCUCCAAGCAGAUACCUGCAGAGCAAAAGAUUGCCCUGGGGAGAGGAUUAGGAUACUGCAACUAUUUCAUCUGAACAAGACUGAGGGGAGCGGGAGAGAUGUUGCUAUACUGCCAGCGUGACACCAUCUCACUACAGAAGUAUUUGAAGUGGCCAUUUCAAAAGCUGCCCCAAAGCUCAUAUGCCUAUUUUCUUUUUAUUUUUGCAAGUUCCGCAUGCAAAUGUUUCCAGGAGAAAACUCAGGUGGGCAAAUUAAACCUACAGCCCAAAGUGUCCAAAACACUUCUCGUAAACAUCUGCACACAGACCACAAUUGGCAUUUAGAUAUUAACUAUAAGCUAUGCUUAUUAAAGGCUGUGGAGGCAGAAGUCUGUUAGAUUUCUUUAGAUUUUUACUUUCAGACCAACAAAAUUUUAUAAAUACAAAAUGACACACUACUUUAUUAGGUAUAACACCACCAGAAUUGGAAGGGGAAAACUAAGAGCCGGUGCUCCCGCCCCCGCAAAAAAAAAGUGCUCGCCCAUUAAGACACACAAGCUCAAUAAUGGUGCUAGAAAGUCUUAAGGCUAGUUUCUGAAGUACAUCAUCGAAUGUGUUACCCAACGGAGAUUCCAGAUUAAUUUCCCUCUGUUUUAGUUGGGCUCAGCAUUAGUCAGCAGUUAUAAGACUGAAAAGUAGUUUUUAAUUACAAAAUCCAAACUCUGUCACUAAUACUUACACAGUAACUAAAUUAUUAUGCUAUCCAGGUCAUUCCAGCUAUGACCAUAAUUACUGCAGUACUUGCUACAUUGGCUACUGCAUGAUAGAUUUCUCUCAGAUGUUGUGCAAAUACUGUUGUGUAUUAAGGGCUGGGACUGGCUUUGUCUGUUGUAUUCAAGCAAUAACCCCUUAAAUUCCUUGACACUGUGUUCCCCUGGCCAUUGUGCACUUGAAUUAUAUGCACUGAACACCAUGGCACAAAAAUGCCCCAAUCCAACUAAGGAAAUGCACACAUGUAAACAGCCUUGGGAUCUAUAUCACUGGCUGGAUUGGGCACCAUGGCCACAAGACUGGACACACAGUCAGAAGUGUCUCAAGCAAUAGAUGCCGUUUGUCUGUACUGUGGUGCUUUGAAUGGGAUGUGCAUUCCCAUAUGUAGUCAAAUGUGCAUCCCCUUCCGUAUUCUUGCACAACUAAUCCCAUGAUAACAGCUAGAGCCAGACUGAAUUUUUCAAUCUCGCUCUAUCAUUUUUAAGUCUAUACUAAAAAUAGAUUGUAGCGUUGGGCAUUCUUUGACUAUAAAAUAGGAAGAAAAACUUCUUUCCAACAUUUGCCAAGGAUUGCUGCUAUCUUUGCACUCUCUGCUGGAGGAAUACUUAGGAUGAAACGUUUUAAAAUGGAUAUUGUGUGCCAUCUAUGCAAAUUGCUCAGUAUUCACAAUAUUUUUCUGGACUCACAAAUGAAAGAUGCUUAUUCUGUAAAGGGUUUCUUGUUAAUUGAAUAAAGGAAGGAGGAGGUAGAGAGACACGAGGAGAGAAGGGAGAGAGAAGGGGGAGAUGUUACAGUUAUAUUUGUACUUUUAGGGAGGAUAUUGGAAGUGCAACAGAAGUGUGGAGCUGUUUGAUAUGAGUAUAAGCUUUAGAACCAUAAGCAAGCCAUCUUUAGAAAUAAUUAAAUGGUAUUUAUAGGGUUGAAAAGGAGAACAAAAAGGUCAGAGCAGUGAGGCAAGCCAGUAUGGCUAAGAAGUCUUAACAAUCAGAGGAAGAAAACCUUUCUUGGGCAUUAAGUGUAGUUUUCUGCGUCUACACUCUUGACUGGACCUUUUAUAUUUCCACUGGAGAGCUGACCAGGUGUCAUCCUUUACAUACAACACCAUCAUCAUAUAGUUUGGAAACAUCCUAAUGCUUGGCUUUAAAAAGCUAUCCUGCAAAAAGCAAGAAGGAGCCCCGUAAGCCGCAUUUAGUAGCUAUGCGAGUGGAUUAAUAAGCAAGUUGGUAGACUUCAAAACUUCCAGUCACUCAAUUUUCGAGUUUGGGUCUGAAAUAGGCAUACAACUCCUUUUACUCUUUGCAGGGUGGGUGUCUCAGAGAAGUUCAGUAUUUAUCACUAGCUUGUUUGGAAAACCCCCAAGAGGUUGUAAUACUGGAAAAUAAUUUUCAAAUAGCUGUUUCAGCUAUCUGUACAAAAAAGUAUAGAUUCAGUUGCAUUGCUGUAAUAUUGUCUGCUACAUUAACUGUACAUUAAUGUCAUUUAUGUAAAUGUACCAUAUUUUAUUAACAAUUUAACUUUGUUAAACUUUA
Hemicordylus capensis (graceful crag lizard) is the source of this 6089-nucleotide messenger RNA. RefSeq names its product ankyrin repeat and BTB domain containing 2 (gene ABTB2). The record is from RefSeq and is a predicted model, not a curated record. The coding region runs from base 596 to 3661 and encodes 1021 amino acids. NCBI's taxonomy places the organism in Eukaryota, Metazoa, Chordata, Lepidosauria, Squamata, Cordylidae. Gene Ontology annotation, molecular function: protein heterodimerization activity. The transcript has 17 exons.